ACUACACAGGAAGUGUGAUCCGGGUGAAGCGUCGUGCCGCGCCGAGCCCCUCAAGUGAUUUUGGAUCAAUCUGAGCGAUCAGAAGCGAUUAAUAGCGCUAAUCAGCGACUCGUUCCCCGUGUGUUUGAGUCAUGGUCGGGGUGAAGGUGAUCGGGAAUGACUCGGAGUUCCAGGCGGAGCUGAGCGGAGCCGGAUCCAGGCUGGCCGUGGUGAAGUUCACCAUGAGCGGCUGUCGUCCUUGUGUCAGAAUAGCUCCAGCGUUCAACAUGUUGAGCAACAAAUAUCCUCAGGCUGUGUUUCUGGAAGUCGAUGUCCAUGUUUGUCAGGCAACAGCUGCAGCCAAUAAUAUCUCAGCGACGCCGACGUUCUUGUUCUUUCGAAACAAAGUGCGUGUGGACCAGUAUCAGGGCGCGGACGCUUCUGGCCUGGAGGAGAAGAUCAAGCAGCAUGUGGAGAACGAUCCCAGCAGCAACGAGGACUCGGAUAUUCCCAAAGGAUACAUGGACCUGAUGCCGUUCGUUACUAAAGCAGGCUGUGAAUGUCUCAACGAGAGCGAUGACUGUGGCUUUGACAGCUGCUUAAUCAAGGACUCGUCCUAUCUGGAGUCAGACUGUGAUGAACAGCUUCUGAUCACAAUCGCCUUCAAUCAACCUGUCAAGCUCUUCUCCUUGAAACUGCUGGCUGCAGAAUUAGCGAUUGUCGUAGUACUUGAUUUCAGAAUUUUAAUCAAAGCGUUCACAUUUUCCACCUGUUUUCGUGUUCAGUUAUUUAUCAAGUCAAACCAAGGAGACGAGGAGACGACGAAAGUGAACUACUUGACGUUUAUCGGGACUCCUGUCCAGGCGACGAACAUGAGCGACUUCAAGCGGUUAUUUAUCAAGUCAAACCAAGGAGACGAGGAGACGACGAAAGUGAACUACUUGACGUUUAUCGGGACUCCUGUCCAGGCGACGAACAUGAGCGACUUCAAACGGUUAUUUAUCAAGUCAAACCAAGGAGACGAGGAGACGACGAAAGUGAACUACUUGACGUUUAUCGGGACUCCUGUCCAGGCGACGAACAUGAGCGACUUCAAACGGUGUGGUUCUUGGGGAUCUAAAGCGAUUGUCGUAGUACUUGAUUUCAGAAUUUUAAUCAAAGCGUUCACAUUUUCCACCUGUUUUCGUGUUCAGUUAUUUAUCAAGUCAAACCAAGGAGACGAGGAGACGACGAAAGUGAACUACUUGACGUUUAUCGGGACUCCUGUCCAGGCGACGAACAUGAGCGACUUCAAGCGGGUUGUGGGUAAGAAGGGAGAAAGUCACUGAAGAGGAAAAGACGACACGACAUAUUGCUGCAAUCUCUCCAUGGGCGUCUCUCUCUCCGCCAACAUGACUGGGCAAAAUCACCACCGACACACACACAGACACUGCCGAGCGCCGGAUCCGUCCCUCAGCUCGCCUUCAGACGAGAGACCGAGCGAGAGAAGACACCGCUUUGUCUCAGUGAGGCCCUGGAGCAGUCGUUUUUAUCUGAAACCCUCCUGAAAUGUUCCUGUAAAUAAAGUCGAUCCUUUUUCAAAGG
Sinocyclocheilus grahami is the source of this 1563-nucleotide messenger RNA. Its product is annotated as thioredoxin-like protein 1. The coding region runs from base 132 to 1307 and encodes 391 amino acids. The transcript is spliced from 10 exons. The record is from RefSeq and is a predicted model, not a curated record. Lineage: Eukaryota; Metazoa; Chordata; Actinopteri; Cypriniformes; Cyprinidae.